CGCACUGCGCAUGCGCCGGCGCUCCGCUCCGCUACAACCGCACUGGAGUCAAAACAACCCGACAAACAGUCACCCUCCGGCCGGGAGCGACAAGCCGCCGAUCUGCGGUCGUUGGAGCCGGGCUGCACCGUGAUUCCGCCGCGGGAGGAGAGCGGCGCCGAGCCUUCUGGAGAUUGAAGCCCGCAUUAUGGAGCGGCGAGGGUAGCUAGCCGCCCCGCCUGCCGGAGCCUCGGGUAAAACGGAGCGGGCAGAGGAUGACCGACCCGGAGCGACACACCGAAUAAACCUCCCUCCGCCCCGCGUGCCAGCCCCACGGGGACAUCCGGACAGCCGCGGACAGACUGCAGCUCCCCGGAGCCAGCCCCUGCUUACGGAUCGAUCUCCAGUCUACUAGCAGCAGCUAACAUUAGCCAGUCAGGCUAGGUGCUACUGGGCUGUCGAGCUAGCCUGACCCACACGCCGGGACAGGGGCCCCCGGCCUGCCGCGGCGAGCACGGCCCCCCGCCUCUCCUACCGUGACACGGCGGACGGGAACUAUGUUAUCCGCCCGGUGAGAGAGAGCAGACACCCCGCUGUGCGCACGGCCAGAGCACGGUGAGCCGCGAGCGAGCUAGCUGGCUGGCUAGCUUCCCCCCAAACAAACAUCUGGAUGUGAGCUUAGCCAGCGUUAGCUUCCCCCCCCCAAACAAACAUCUGGAUGUGAGCUUAGCCAGCGUUAGCUUCCCCCCAAACAAACAUCUGGAUGUGAGCUUAGCCAGCGUUAGCUUCCCCCAACAAACAUCUGGAUGUGAGCUUAGCCAGCGUUAGCCGCCGAUGCGAUGGUCGCACUGAGCCCCGCUGCUCUGGGGGAUCGGCCUUGCUCUGCUGGAUAUCCCGGCACGGGGUGUUUCUCCGUCCGUGCGUCAGAGUGCGUGCAGCCGCUGGCACCUUAAUGUAAAAAGACCCGAGAGCCGUCCUGCCGGGAAGCAGCCAUGCAGGCCGCCCAGCUGCAGUACGACUUCUUCAACGAGGAGAAUGCACCGAAAUGGCGAGGCCUGCUGGUCCCCUCCCUCAACAAGGUACUGAGCCAGGUGCAUCCUAACCUGGUGUCCCAGCAGGAGGCGCUGCAGUACAUCGAGGAGCUGAUCCUGCUGCUGCUCAGCAUGCUGUGCCAGGCCCAGCCCCGCAGCGUGCAGGACGUGGAGGAGCGCGUUCAGAAGAGUUUCCCUCAUCCGAUCGAUAAGUGGGCGAUCGCCGACGCCCAGGCCGCCAUCGAGAAGAGGAAGAGGAGGAACCCGCUGGCUCUGCCCGUCGACAAGAUCCACCCACUGCUCAAGGAGGUGCUGGGCUACAAGAUCGACCACCAGGUGUCGGUGUACAUGGUGGCGGUGCUGGAGUACAUCUCCGCCGACAUCCUGAAGCUUGCCGGCAACUACGUGAGGAACAUCCGCCACUACGAGAUCUCCCAGCAGGACAUCACCGUGGCCAUGUGCGCUGACAAGGUGCUGAUGGACAUGUUCCACCAGGACGAGGAGGACAUCAGCGGCUUCCCCCUGAUGGACGAGGAGCCGUCGGCGAGCGAGGAGCAGAGCUACUACGAGCUGGUCAAGAGCUUCAUGGCGGACGGGCGGCAGUUCCUGCGUCAGCUCGACCUCAUCAUCAAGGUGUUCCGGGAGCCGUUCGCCUCCAACGCCAUGCUCUUCUCCCAGCACGACGUGGACAGUAUCUUCAGUCGUAUUGUUGAUAUCCACGAGGUGACGGUGAAGCUGCUCGGUCUGAUCGAGGACACGGUGGAGAUGACGGACGAGGGCAGUCCUCACCCACUGGUGGGCAGCUGCUUCGAGGACCUGGCCGAGGAGCUGGCGUUUGACCCGUAUGAGACGUACGCUCAGGACAUCCUGCGCUCCGGCUUCCACGAGCACUUCCUGAGCCAGCUGUCCAAACCGGGCGCCGCCUUCUACCUGCAGUCUAUCUGUGAAGGCUUUAAGGAGGCCGUCCAGUACGUUCUGCCCCGCCUGCUGCUGACCCCCGUCUACCACUGUCUGCACCACUUCGAGAUCCUGAAGCAACUGGAGGAGAAGAGUGAGGAUGAGGAGGAUAAGGAGUGUCUGAAGCAGGCCAUCACGGCGCUGCUCAACCUGCAGAGCAGCAUGGAGAGGAUCUGCUCCAGGAGUCUGGCCAAGAGGAGGCUCAGCGAGUCGGCCUGUCGUUUCUACAGCCAUCAGAUGAAGGGGAAGCACCUCGCCAUCAAGAAGAUGAACGAGAUCCAGAAAAACAUCGAUGGCUGGGAGGGGAAGGACAUCGGCCAGUGCUGCAAUGAGUUCAUCAUGGAGGGGACGCUGACACGCGUGGGCGCCAAACACGAGCGCCACAUCUUCCUGUUCGAUGGCCUGAUGAUCUGCUGCAAGUCCAACCACGGCCCGCCGAGGCUGCCGGGGGCCGGCUCCACCGCCGAGUACCGGCUGAAGGAAAAGUUCUUCAUGCGCAAAGUCCAGAUCAAUGACAAGGACGACAAGGAGGGCGAGUACCGCCACGCCUUCGAGAUCAUCCUGAAGGACGGCAACAGCGUGGUGUUCGCCGCCAAGUCGGCCGAGGAGAAGAACGGCUGGAUGGCGGCGCUGAUCUCGCUGCAGUACCGCAGCACGCUGGAGCGAAUGCUGGACUCGGCCAUGAUGCAGGAGGAGAAGGAGGAGCAGAUGAGGCUGCCGGGCGCCGAGGUGUACCGCUUCGCCGAGGCGGACUCCGAGGAGAACGUGGUGUUCGAGGAGAACGUCCAGUCCAAGUCGGGGAUCCCCAUCAUCAAGGCCGGGACGGUGCUGAAGCUCAUCGAGAGGCUGACCUUCCACAUGUACGCAGAUCCAAACUUCGUCCGGACAUUUCUGACCACGUACCGCUCCUUCUGCAAACCACAGGAGCUGCUGGACCUGCUGAUGGAGAGGUUCGACAUCCCGGAGCCGCGGCCGAGCGAGGCGGACCAGCUGGAGGGCGGAGAGCAGCCGCUCAGCGCCGAGCUCAAACGCUUCCGCAAGGAGUUCGUCCAGCCCGUGCAGCUCAGGGUGCUGAAUGUGUGCCGUCACUGGGUCGAGCAUCACUUCUACGACUUUGAGAGAGACGCUCACCUGCUGCGACGCCUGGAGGAGUUCAUCGCUCUGGUCCGAGGCAAGGCGAUGAGGAAGUGGGUGGAGUCGAUCACCAAGAUCAUCCAGAGGAAGAAGCAGGUGCAGGCGAGCGGGCCGAGCCACAGCAUCACCUUCCAGAACUCGCCCCCGCCCGUCGAGUGGCACCUCAGCAAGCCGGGCCAGACCGAGCUGUUCGACCUGAUGACGCUGCACCCCAUCGAGAUCGCCCGGCAGCUCACCCUGCUGGAGUCCGACUUCUACCGGGCGGUGCAGCCGUCGGAGCUGGUGGGCAGCGUGUGGACCAAGGAGGACAAGGAGAUCCACUCGCCCAACCUGCUGAGGAUGAUCCGCCACACCACCAACCUCACGCUGUGGUUCGAAAAGUGCAUCGUGGAGACGGAGAACCUGGAGGAGCGAGCCGCCGUGGUCGCUCGGAUCAUCGAGAUCCUCCAGGUCUUCCAGGAGCUCAACAACUUCAACGGCGUCCUGGAGGUCGUCAGCGCCAUGAACUCGUCCCCAGUCUACAGGCUGGACCACACCUUCGAGCAAAUUCCGAGCCGACAGCGGAAAAUCCUGGAGGAAGCCCACGAGCUGAGUGAGGAUCACUACAAGAAGUACCUGGCCAAACUGCGCUCCAUCAACCCGCCCUGCGUGCCCUUCUUCGGAAUCUACCUGACCAACAUCCUGAAGACGGAGGAGGGGAACCCCGACUUCCUGAAGAGGCACGGCAAGGACCUGAUCAACUUCAGCAAGCGCCGGAAAGUGGCCGAGAUCACCGGGGAGAUCCAGCAGUACCAGAACCAGCCGUACUGCCUGCGCGUGGAGGGCGACAUCAGGAAGUUCUUCGAGAACCUGAAUCCCAUGGAGGACAAGUCGGAGAAGGAGUUUGCAGACUAUCUGUUCAACAAGUCGCUGGAAAUCGAGCCUCGCAACGUCCGCUCAUUACCUCGAUUCGCUAAGAAGUACACCUGUCCCCUGAAGUCCCCGGGCGUCCGUCCGUCGUCGGCGCGGCCCGGCACCAUGCGCCACCCGACGCCGCUGCAGAACGAGCCCAGGAAGAUCAGCUACAGCCGCAUCCCCGACACCGACACGGAGGGCGGGGCCGUCUCCGCCCCCAACUCCCCCCGGACCCCCCUCACCCCCCCGCCCGCCUCCGCCGCCUCCAGCUCCACCGACGUGGGCAGCGUCUUCGACUCGCCACAGGGUCCCAGCAGCCCCUUCCACUCCAGGUCGUCCUCGGUGUCGUCCAUGGUCAGCUUCAGUCGGGGUUCAGAGGACGUCCCGGUCCCGCCCCCGGUGCCCCCCCGCCGGCGGCCCGAGUCGGCGCCCGCAGAGUCGUCACCGUCCAAGAUGAUGUCGAAGCUGGACAGCCCCCCCGCCGUGCCCCCCCGCCAGCCCACCGCCAAGCUCCUCCCCCCUCGUUACUCCUCGUCGCUGUCGUCCUCCUCGCCCCCCGACAGCCCCCCCUCCCUGCCCCCCCGCGAGCCGCUCAGCUCGCCGCUGCACCUGCUGCCGCCGCCGCAGGGCCGCCCCCGCUGCGACCUGCUGGCCCAGGCCUUCUUCCCCCCCUCCACCCCCUCCGCCAUCGCCCCGCCCUGCUCCGCCUCCUCCUCCUCGCCUCCUCCGCCUCCUCCCCCCAUGACCCCCACCCCCUCCCCCGGGGCCAGGAAGCUGCCCCCGCCCUCCCCGCCCCUCCUCCCGGACGGCCCCCCCGUGCCGCCCCGACACGGCGUCCCCAAACUGCCUCCCAAAACCUACAAGAGGGAGUCGCUCAGCCACGCCCCCCUGCUGGACACGCCCCCCGCGCUCUGAUUGGACAGCCUGGACUUGUUAAAAGGGGCAGAGCAGCAGAUUGGACUCCCUGAGGCGAGGGGGCGGGAGGGGGCGGGGCAACAGAGCGGACAUUGCCCAGAAGGGGCGGAGCUAAACAAGCUAACACUACAGCCGAUUGGACCAGAACGAAACCAACAAAACUGUACAAAAUGGAUGGAUGUAAAAAAAAAAAAAAAACUAAGAAAAGAAAAGAAAAAAGAAGAAGAAGAAGAAAUAAUAAUAAUAAUAAAAUAACGUGGACGUUGUGAGAAAACAAAGAAACCGACCAAUCAGGAGGUUCUGAUCCAACCUGGACUGGAAAAAAAAAAAAAAAAUCAUGUGCCCUUAUAUGGAAAAAGAAAAACUUGUAUGAAAGAUGAUUGUCAAUCUCAUCUCCAACAACAGGAGAGUCUGUCUGUGUGUGUGAAUGUGUGUGUGUGUGUGUGUGUGUGUGUGCGCGUGUGUGCGUGCGCGCGCGUGUGUGUGUGUCUCUGUGGUCGUCAGCUGAUUUCAUCCUCAGUCGGUGGUUUUUCUGUCGGUCGGGAUCGGACCUGGACGAGUCCAGAAGGUCGGCGGGUCCAAACCUCCUCCUCCUGUUGGAAAAGGGACUGGGGAAUCCUGGGUAAAAGAUGGAACUGUGGGUAAUGUAGUCGGGUCUGUGGGUCUGAGGUGUUCACGUGCCAGUAGUCGACAGAGUACCACGACGCCUUCAGGUACCCUACCACACCAAAGAGGUACUUUUCAACAGUCAAACCAACCAACACAAGUGAUUGUUAGUGCUUUUCUCUUCUGAUUCCCUCUCUGUUUGCCAAUGAACGUGUAAAAAGAAACAAAAAAAAACAAGAAAAAACAAAAAAAAAAAAACAAGAUGAUGAUGAUGAUGAUUGCCUUCUUUAAACAAGGGAAUAAACGUGUUUCUACCACUGUGGGCUGGACGGAGCGCCGUGGGAACAACCACCCCGUCCCGUUCAGGCUGCGUCUGAAUGUGUCCGAGUCUCAACAUUUCUCUUUUCACCUGCCAUUAAAAUGCCUCUCAAGUAUGAA
This is a messenger RNA of Myripristis murdjan (pinecone soldierfish), 5954 nucleotides long. RefSeq names its product son of sevenless homolog 1 (Drosophila) (gene sos1). Gene Ontology annotation, molecular function: structural constituent of chromatin; guanyl-nucleotide exchange factor activity; protein heterodimerization activity. Gene Ontology annotation, cellular component: nucleosome; plasma membrane. Gene Ontology annotation, biological process: Ras protein signal transduction. Bases 972 to 4910 code for a protein of 1312 amino acids. The transcript has 22 exons. NCBI's taxonomy places the organism in Eukaryota, Metazoa, Chordata, Actinopteri, Holocentriformes, Holocentridae. The record is from RefSeq and is a predicted model, not a curated record.